AUCGACAGAGACGUGAGGAGCAGCUAUGAGUUUAACAGCAGCAGCGAGUGGAUUUGUUGUCUUCCUUCUCUCUGUACAAGUGAUACAGGGUCAGAAUGACUGGGGAGUGACUUACAGCUCUACUGAGAUCUGUGUCUUAAAAGGAUCAACAGUGGACAUACGCUGCAGAUACAGAUAUCCAUCCAGAAUAAAGGACAGUGAUACUACAGUUGAGAACACAUUCUGGUUUACUAAAAUGAAUGGAGAUGUGACUGUGGAUCUGAGAACAGACUCAGAGUAUUCAGGUCGUGUUCAGUAUCACUGUGACAACAACAUCUGCACUCUGAGAAUCACAGACCUGAGAGAGAGCGACUCAGCUGAGUAUAAGUUCAGGUUCAUAACAAACCAACCAGGUGGAAGUUAUACUGGUUUACCUGGAGUCACUUUGUUGGUCACAGGUCUCCAGGUGCUGGUCAGCGGAACGAGUUGGUUGUCUUACUGGGCAAAGCUGAAGUGUCAAAGCAGUUGUCGUCUACCUGAUCAUCCUUCCUACGUCUGGUACAAAAAUGGACAGAAAAUUCCAACAGAAACAUCUUCAUCUUAUUCAGGCUACUUUGAUUCUGCAGACAGUUAUUCCUGUGCUGUUAAAGGACAUGAGGAUUCCCCCUCUCCUUCAGUGUGUGUCUUUGAUCAAUCCUGCAACAGAGUGACUUACACUGACAGAAGCAUCUGUGCCUCCAAAGGCUCAUCAGUGGACAUUUCUUCCACCUACAACAGUCAUGAAACUAUCAGCUCUAAAUUCUGGUUCAGUUCUGAACGUAGUCAUCAGUGGCAGAGUCCCUCACAGUCUGAGGACCUCAGUGAAGACUCCCAGUAUGCAGGUCGUGUUCAGGUCCUUGAAACAGAGAGAGGACGCUCCAUUCUGAGAAUCACUGACCUGAGAGAGAGCAAUUCAGCCCAGUAUCGCUUCAAAUUCACAGCAGGAAGCUUUGAAUGGAACAGUAUUUUACCUGGUACAACUCUGACUGUCACAGCUCUGCAGGUUCAGGUGACCAGAAUAAAAGUCUAUCAGUCUUAUACUGAGGCAGAGCUGAAGUGUCACAGCAGCUGCAGUCCAGUUGGUCGUCUUUCCUACGUCUGGUUCAAGAAUGAAACGAAAAUCACAUCGGUGGAGACAUCUUCUUAUAAAGACCGGUUUUAUCCCAGAGACAUCAUCUCUUGUGCUUUGAAAGGACAUGAGAAUUACGGCUCUCCCUCAGUGUAUGCUCCGAGGCCUUCCUCUGUGUCAGUGAGUCCCUCUGGUGAGAUAGUGGACAACAGUUCAGUGACUCUGACCUGUAGCAGUGAUGCUAACCCAGCAGCUAAUUAUACCUGGUACAAGAAGAAUGGAGAUCCAGACCUUCAUCCUCUCAGUAAAGAACCACAGCUUGUCUUCAGGUCCAUCCAGUCCUCUGACUCUGGAGAGUAUUACUGUACAGCUGAGAAUGAGCUGGGGAGGAGAACAUCUCAAUACAUCUCUAUUAAUGUGAAAUAUGCUCCGAGGGUUCCCUCUGUGUCAGUGAGUCCCUCUGGUGAGAUAGUGGACAACAGUACAGUGACUCUGACCUGUAGCAGUGAUGCUAACCCAGCAGCUAAUUAUACCUGGUACAAGGAGAAUGAAGAUUCACCAAAAGCAUCAGGACAGAUCUUCAUCAUCACUGACUUCAGACCUGAACACAGUGGGAAUUAUUACUGUGAAGCCCAGAAUGCAAGAGGACGUCAUAACUCCAUCUUACAUCUGAUUGUUGUAGCAGGGAACUCAACAGUGAUGAUAAAUAUCAUCAGGUUGACUCUGGUGGUUGUGAUGCCGAUUCCUCUUCUUCUGCUUUGUCUGUGGAUGAGGAAGAAGAAAACUCUGAGCUCCAGCACUGAACCAAAUGAACCCACAGAGACUAUGGAGCUGCGGUCUGUUUCUGAUCAUAUCAACGUCUCCGCCUCGAACAGCAUCACUGCAGCACAGACAGAAGACACAGAGGAGCAGGAACACCUGGUGUGAAGGUCCGUCAGAUGCAGUCAAACCAGAGGGGACUCACCUGGAUGGAGACAGAGACAAGUACAACACUGAAGUAGUCCAGUGGAGAGCGAGGCUGUGGAGGAUGUGGGGGAAGUGGAUACAUUUACCUUCAACUCCAAAAGUUUUCAUGUUGAGUUUUCAGUAGCAGCAGCAGGUAGGAGUCAGCAGCACAGGCAGUCAGCAGCAGCAUGGAGCAGAAGAUCUGAGGAGAGGGUGUAGAGGAAAAAAUAUAUAUUAUUAUCAUUCAGUAUACAACCUUUGUGUUAACUGUGAUUCUUUGUGUUACACCACUCUGUAGAAGGCUGUUUCCGCUGCACUGCAAAUUAACUUGCUGUCUUAAUACAAGGACAAAUCACAUUUGCUUCAUGUAAUACAUGACAGGCUUAAAGAUAGCCCAACCUACACAUGUCUGAUAAACUACAUAAUAACCACCUGCAUACAAGGACAGACACAUUUAUAGCCUGGCUUGAACAUCUAAACUUUUUCCUUUUUCUUUUGGUCUGAGAAGGGAGUGGGCCCUCACUUGGGAAUGCCUCCCUUAUUUGUCCCUGACAUCUAUCUCUUUAUGAAACAUCACAACUCUUUGUUCUUAUACAUAUAAAAACCCUGGUAUUAAUGCAUUCUUCAUCGACUCAUCGGGAGACACUGACUGUUACUUGUUGAUGUCGAUCCUUCUG
Molecule: messenger RNA, 2709 nt
Organism: Dicentrarchus labrax (European seabass)
Lineage: Eukaryota; Metazoa; Chordata; Actinopteri; Moronidae
Product: B-cell receptor CD22-like
Exons: 11
Coding region: 26-2014 (662 amino acids)
Source: RefSeq, a predicted model, not a curated record